CACUUGAAAAAACAGAGAAUAGGGAUGAAGAGGAAGAGAAACGAAGCAGGCGAAACCAUGGAGAUUGUGUGGCAAACUCCGGCCAACCCUCCCCAGCGCCAAGAUUACAUUUUUCGAGACGGCAUAAGAUACGUUAAACCUUACUAUUUCGAGUUCAUCUCACAUGCUAAGAAUCGCUGGGCAGGGAAGACGAUUGUCGAUUUAUUUGCCGAUGAAUUUAAGGGCCGGCCUCGCGAUUAUUAUGUGUCGGCAGUGAAAUCUGGACGCAUACAAGUUGACGGGCAGAUAGUACCUGUAUCGUACAUAGUUCGUUCGUCACAAAAAAUCAGCCAUUUUCUGCACAGGCACGAACCACCAGUUAUGGCUAUGGAUGUACAGAUUCUCCAUACCGAACCCGAUGUCUUGACUGUUUAUAAGCCUGCUUCCGUCCCCGUUCAUCCAUGUGGGCAAUACAGAAAGAACACAGUCGUCGGUAUACUUGAAGCAGAGCAUGACUUGGCACCAAUAUUCCCAAUUCAUCGAUUAGAUCGUUUGGUUUCCGGACUUCUUAUCCUUGCCAGAAGUGCAUCUAAGGCCGACAUUUUCCGUCAACAGAUUGAAUCGGGAGAGAUCAAGAAACAGUAUAUUGCGAAGGUGGUAGGAGUAUUUCCCGAGAAUGAGCAAGUUGCUAAUGUAAACAUCAACUACAACGCUCGAGAAGGAAAGAGCACGGUUGAGAUCGAAAACGGUUCCAAAGGCAAAGUUGCUUGUACGAAAUUCACUAGAAUCAGUACUAACGGAACGCAAAGCAUCGUUUUGUGUGAACCAAUCACCGGCAGGACACAUCAGAUACGUGUACAUUUGCAGUUUCUGGGGCAUCCGAUAGCAAAUGACCUGCUUUACCUAUCGGAAUGCGUUCCCAAUCGUUCGAUUGAAGGUUUUAGUGCUGAUAGAGCUGCAGCAGCUAAUUCAGGACUUCACAUAAAACCCGAUAAUUCUACAGAUGAUUCUGCUGAAGAUUUUGACAUCGAUCCUAUGUGUACCAACUGUCCCGAUUUGUCACCUAAAGGAUAUGAUGGACGCGAAGAGGGUUUAUGGCUGCACUGUGUUCGAUAUUCAGGGCCCGACUGGACUUACGAGUGCCCAUAUCCCAACUGGGCUUCUCUUUCCUAAUGUUCGUCGCCUGUUUGCUAUGUUUUCCAUCAACUAUUGUCGAUUUUCU
Molecule: messenger RNA, 1201 nt
Organism: Erythranthe guttata (spotted monkey flower)
Lineage: Eukaryota; Viridiplantae; Streptophyta; Magnoliopsida; Lamiales; Phrymaceae
Product: Pseudouridine synthase family protein
Biological process (GO): enzyme-directed rRNA pseudouridine synthesis
Molecular function (GO): pseudouridine synthase activity; RNA binding
Source: RefSeq, a predicted model, not a curated record